Molecule: messenger RNA, 5045 nt
Organism: Branchiostoma floridae (Florida lancelet)
Lineage: Eukaryota; Metazoa; Chordata; Leptocardii; Amphioxiformes; Branchiostomatidae
Product: inter-alpha-trypsin inhibitor heavy chain H3-like
Exons: 19
Coding region: 760-3750 (996 amino acids)
Biological process (GO): hyaluronan metabolic process
Molecular function (GO): serine-type endopeptidase inhibitor activity
Source: RefSeq, a predicted model, not a curated record
CCUCCGCUUCCAAGUACUUGGGCAGCAGGAGAACGUUGUGGCCACAGCUCGUCAACAAAGGAGACGGGAAGCAGAUACCUUUCCCCGCCCUGCUCUCUUCACCGCUGUCCGCGUGCGUACGCUUCAAGUUGCGCACGGGCUAUAAUGUGUUUCACCCCGCCGUUAUGACCCAGUGAACCCUGAAGACAGCGCGCGAGUGCUCCCGUGGAAGGCGACAGGAACAAGACGACCGAGUAAGACGCGAGAGACGUCUUCAGGCACGCUCACGCCCGGAGAGGGGCUUUGAACUCCCGACCCUUGGUACGGCAAGGUCUGAAGUCCGUCACAACGCCGCCCUUUCUGUGUUUGCUUUUGCCGCGAAUUAACCGAAGUCUCCAGAUUUGUUUUUGGUCAUUUUCACGAGGAGGAAGGGAAGUGAGGGCCCUUGCGGCACGCGCUAGGUAAAACCGCAGACCUUGGGACUACUGCGGUUUUAAGGCUAAGACUUGGCAGCUGUGUUUUAGACAAGACGACUCAGAGACGUACUCCACAGCGUGGUUUUCUUGUUUGUGUACUCUUCAGGGCAGAUUGUCCUGGCGGGCCUCGCUAAACCCCUGUGCAUACUGUGCGGCAAAUAGGUUACUAACCCGAGCCCAUAGCGUUCCCCAGACCGUGUUCUACCUCCCAGGGCACUGCACUGCUUUGAAGUCUAGUCCGAGUCGGGAACAACACCGCUGAGUUCUGGUUUGUAUUUGUUUGCAGAACUGACAGGUUUUCAGUAUGGAGUACAUGUGGAAAACGUCGUUUGUGAGCGCCACGCUGUUUGUCCUGGCCCUGCUGGCCGCCGACGUCGCACGGGGAGAGGGCGACUUCAUCAUCGUCAAGAGGUUCCACAAAAAGCGUGUUCCCAGACAAGCUGUCGGGGGUCCCGUGGCCCAGCAGAUAGGUUCACAGUGGGGCAGUGGUUUUGGUUCAGGGUCAGGUGGGGUACCGUUACCGGGUGGGGUCGCAGCCACGGUGUCCACCCUCCCCCUCCCCACCACCCCGCCGCCUAUCGUCACACCCCCGGAACAGAAAAAGCCCGAGAUCUACGCGCUGGAUAUCAAGUCUACUGUGACGUCACGAUAUGCCAAGACAGUGGUGACGAGUCGGCUGGCUAACAAGGCUGAUGAGGCGCGGGAGGCUGUGUUCGAAAUCAGUCUGCCCAAAACUGCCUUCAUCUCCAACUUCUCCAUGACCAUUGAUAACGUCACGUACUUCGGCGAGGUGAAGGAGAAGGAAAAGGCGGAGAAGGAGUACAAGAAAGCCGUCAGCAAGGGACAAAGUGCCGGCAAAGUCAGCGCUACACCAAAGAGAGAGAACAAGUUCAAAGUUUCCGUCAACGUGGCUGCCCAGAGUAAGGUGACCUUUAACCUCACCUACGAGGAGCUGCUGCAAAGGCGUUUGGGAAGUUACGAGCUGGUCCUAAGCAUCCGUCCCCAGCAGGUGGUCAGGCACCUGAAGAUAGACGUGCGCAUCAUAGAGACAAGGGACAUCGUAAUGCUAGACGUGCCCAACAUCAGACGGAGCAUCACAGACAACACGUACGGUAGCGGUGAGCUGGAGGGAGUGGAGAUCGCCCGCCCGUCCCCUAACCGCGCGCACAUCCAGUACCGACCCACAGACAUGGAGCAGAUGCGCAUGUCUCCCAGUGGUAUCAGCGGGGAUUUCCUCGUCAGAUAUGACGUCAAACGAGACUUGAGUGUCGGGGACAUCCAGAUUGUGAACGGUUACUUCGUGCACUACUUCGCUCCGUCCGGCCUGCCUGUUGUGCCGAAGAACAUCGUGUUUAUCAUCGACAAGAGCGGCUCGAUGGGGGGCACCAAGAUGCGACAGACCAAGCAGGCCAUGAACACAAUUCUGAAGGAUCUUCGCGACCACGACCGCUUCAACGUGAUGCCGUUCUCGUACAGCAGUACGAUGUGGCGGCCCAACGAGAUGGUGCUGGCCACGCGAGAGAACAUCGAGUCCGCCAGGACAUACGUGCGCAGGAGCAUCAAUGCAGGCGGCGGCACGAACAUCAACCAGGCGAUUAUAGACGCCGCAGACCUGCUGAGGAGAGUGACGGACGACCAGCCCAACUCACCGCGUUCUGCGUCUCUCAUCAUCUUCCUCACUGAUGGACUACCGUCUGUGGGCGAGUCGAAACCCAGAAACAUCAUGGUGAACGUGAAGAACGCCAUCCGUGAGCAGGUGUCUCUGUUCUGUCUCGGGUUCGGCAAAGACGUGGACUUCCCCUUCUUGGAGAAGAUGGCGCUGGAGAACCGCGGGCUGGCCAGGAGGAUCUACGAAGACUCCGACGCUGCGCUGCAGCUCAAGGGCUUCUAUGACGAGGUGGCCACGCCCCUGCUGUUCGAUGUACAGAUGAGAUAUCCGGAAAACCUGGUCACCGAUCUGACACCUGUAGACUUCAACACAUACUUCGAUGGGUCGGAGCUGGUUGUGGCCGGCAGGCUGUCUAACGAGGUGGGCCGGACGCUGGACGUCUCCGUGGUGGGGAACACUGUGGACAGCCAGCUUACACUGGAGAAGGAAGUAAACGUCACUGCACCGCACAAGGCACUUCUCAAUCGCCAGGCAGUUGGAGACUUUACCCAGCGUCUGUGGGCCUACCUGACCAUCAAACACUACUUGAAGCAGCGUCUGAUCGCCACGCCUGAAGAGAAGACCAACCUCACAGCCAAGGCGCUGGAGCUGUCACUCAAGUACAACUUCGUCACGCCCCUUACGUCAAUGAUUGUGGUGAAGCCCGAGGAGAAGGAGGUAGCGGAGGAGGAGAAGGAGGCGGACGGGGCAGCAGACGUCCCAGGCGGGUCGGCCUCAGGCUCCGGAGGCAGAGGAAGACCAUCAUCAUUUGGGCAGACUUAUUCGGGGUCGCCAGUACGGCAAGCACGCCCGAGACCUCAGCCAAAGUAUCAACCAUCACCAUCAAGAAGCCGAGGAGGCGGCGGAGGUGGCGGAGGCGGUCAUUCAGUUGACGGUGAUCCACACUUCAUAGUUGACAUGCCCGGACUGAACGCCACGCUGUGUUUCGACAUAAACGGAGAGGCAGGGGACGUCCUGAAUCUCUUACGGGAUCACGGCUUGGGUACGGUGGUUAAUGCUCGUGUGGUGGCCGCGAAGAGGAUUCCUGACGGUAAGCAGAAGCUCCCCACGUAUUUCGGUGAGUUGUCCAUCGUUGUUGGGUCCACCAGAAUCUACAUCACCCCGUACAAGAUCGUCCUCCAGGGGCGGGACCCCACCCACGACCUGGUCAUCCCCUGGGGAAAACGGUCCAAGCUCAUCCGGGGACCUGUGGACAUCGACGUGCGCAGGCGCAGGAUGUCCAUACGUCACGUGGGGUCUGGGGUGGAGUUCAUGGUGUUGCAGCACCCGGUGAGGGCGGACCACCCCAUCAAGCCGGACUACCUGGGAUUCUACGUACAGAACGGCAAGGGACUAUCAAAGGACGUACACGGCCUCAUUGGGCAAUUUCACUAUGGCACUGCCACCCUGCACGUUGACGACGAACCGCUAGAGGGCGGCGUUAAAAAGGCCAGGAUUUACAUCAAAGACAGAAAGGUGGAAGUUCAUGAGAAGGAACGGAGGAAUCACCUGAUCAACAGAAGAGUCCAGUGCUGGCUGGCCCCCAACAACGCUGACCAGCUGAUAGACGGAAACUGGAGGGACUACCUUGUCCCGGAGAUGUUCACCAUCAACAACUCACAACUCGCAGACAGCGCCAUCUUGUAGGGCACAAGGGAUCAUGGGAAGGGUCUUGUACAUACUGUACUUUGACUACAAUGAUUGGUUACGUGGAUCACACACAUCUCUUGACACAGACUUGUUUAACGACUGACUGCAUGUUAACGAUAACCAAAACAAUCGUAGGUUCAGUUGAUUUGGAUCUGUUAUUUUAAUGUAAGGACAUAAAUUACUUCCACUUAUUUGCAUACAUCUUCAUUUAGUCAGGAUAGGUGAUCAAGUAAAACAUUUUUACUCGUUUUGUAAAAUGUAAAAACGACUUAGUAAUUAUGAAAUCUUUUAACUGUAUUGCAUAGUCUAUCCUUGCGACAGACCAUUGAUUGGUAAUAGUGGCGUUGUCAAUCAUGUGACAUAGAAGAAUUCCAAUAUAUACUUUGUAUAGCUUUUCAGAUAUUCUAUUAUAGUACAUUUAAGGAAAUAUCCUAUUUUUCGGCAAGACAAGAAGAUUUCCAUAAUGUACCCAAUUGUUAUAUGUUUAUUUGUAUUAUAUAUCAAAAUCUUUCUGAGAAAUAACAUGAAUUUUUGUUGAGGUGUGUGGAUAUGUAUUAGGGAUGAUAUAUGGUCGUCAAGUAUGGAAGUUCAUCUGAGUUGGUAUAUUACAUUAUGUAGAAGUUUAAAUUGUAAGCCACCUAAAGCAGAAUUGUAGACUGAGCUAGUCACCAAGUCCUCUUCAACUAUUUGAUCCAAUUGCUCUGGACAUUAUGCACGUUGACGUCAGCAAUGGGUCAAAGGUCGUUGGAAGUCGAUGUCGGCCCCCCGAAGGACCCGAUAUAUGAGCGUCGACUGUACUGUGUUACUGAAGACUACGAAAUGAUGUUAACCGGACGGUUUAUAGUGCACAAUGUGAUUCUAGUGGCUCCACUAUUUGUUUCAGCUCAUUAUAUAUUUUGUAUUACCUGUUCCAAAGUACCUUAACCUGUACCUCAACCACGUUUUUCCUGAACAGUUCUACUAUACAGAUGUACUUGUUCACACACAAAACUUGUUUCAUUCUGGUCGCUUUGCACUGUAUAAUAUAAGCAAACAUGAGGUGGAUUAUUUUAUGAGUAGCUAUUUGUACCAACGGUUUGAUAUACAAGACAAAAUGGAUGGACUUUAUAGCCACUUUCCAAAGAAUAGAAAAUGUGUUUAAUCAAGGAUCAUGAUGUAAUUAUGGUGAUUAGAGAUGAUUAGAUGAUCAGUUCGUGUAUAAAUCUGUGUGCGUACUCUAUUGUACUGUUUCUCUGUCUCCAUGUAGCAACAAUUCAUAUCGACGUGUUGGGGAUAUUUUGUUAUCGGAAUUA